AUGAGAGUUACUAUACAAUCAACAAGUCAUGGUCCUAGUGCUUAUAUUCAAUUUGCUACAGACCAUGGUGUUACUAAAGUACUUGAACAAGGACCUAUUAUUCUUAAUAAUCAACAAAUACGAGCAGAAAAGGCUAAAACACAAAUGACCUUAUUCUUUGCUAAAAUGGGUAGUUUAAUGACUCAAAAACAAUUUAAACAAGAAUGUGAAAAAUUUGGAGAAGUAGAAGAAGCUACAAUUAUUACUGACAGAGAAACAAAAAAGUCCAAAGGAUGUGGGUUUGUUAAAUUUGUUUAUAGGGAUGAUGCAGUUAGUUGUUAUAAUUAUCAUAAAUAUAAAAAAAUAUAUAUUGUUGAAUGGGCACGAUCACCAAUCCAUCGUGCAAGUCAAGCUGAUAGAUAUACUAUUUUUGUUGGGAAUUUAUCAAAAAAACAAGCAAACCAAAAAACUAUUGAAAGUAAAUUUAAGAAAUAUGGUAAAAUAGAACGUAUUACCGUUAUUAAUCGACCAAAUGAAACCACUGCUUAUGCUUUUGUUAAAUAUGAUAAUACUUUAUCUCCUUCAGAAGCUAUUCAAACAGAAAAUAAUAGUGAUUGGGAUGGUCAAAUUAUUGUUGUAGAAUUGUCUGAAAAUACAAUUCCAAAUAAAAAAGAUUCUUCUCAUAAUCUUCAGUCAUUAAGUUCAAUAAAUAUUAAACCUCUUGUACCUGAAUCUUCUAAAGAGAGAAAUAAUACUACUCCUAUUCAUACUUCUUUUAAACAAAAAAGAGAUACUUCAAAAAGAGAAUAUACUUCUUCGCAUAUUUUAUAUUCACCAUCAGAUUCUUCUUCUCAAAGUUCUGAUCAAACUUCUCCUUCUAUUCAAUCACCAUUAACUAAUUCCCCUUAUAGUUUUUCUCCAUUAUUUACUUCUCCACAUCAUACUUCUCCUCAAUCAAAUUCACCUCAUGCUCUUUCACCUCAUACUCGCUAUAAGAAACAUCAAUUCCCAAUUCAACAAUUCAAUUUACAACAAAUGUCUCCAAUUCAACAAUCACCAAAAUCUGUUAGAAAAAUUCAAGGAAUUCAAUCCUCUCAUACUCCACAUAAUCUGAAUCAAAUACAACCAAAUCGUUCUGUUCCUAAUCUUGUAUAUCAAGAUAUGUCUCAUACAAAUAUUCCACAACAACUCCAUCGACAGAAAUAUCACCUUGUUGAUUCUAUUAAAACUAAAUCCCUUGAUGUUACAAGUUAUAAUGAUUCAGAAUACGAAUUUGAUUCUGUUUCAGACCCAAAGAAAAUAAAUUUUAGUGAAGGUGAUACUGAAUUUAAAAAGGAAUUAAGUCCUGAAGAUGAAGAAUCUAAAACAAUGGAUAAUUUGAAUUCUCUUCCUGACAUUGCUUUUUCAUCAUCAAUGUCUCAUGACUCAUUAUUAGCUGAUGCCAUGGAAACACCAAUGCAAAAACUUCGUCGAGAAGAUGAUUUUGAUAUAGAAUCCUUCAUUAGAAAAUCCUCUUUUUUGACUGAUGAAGAUUGA
Molecule: messenger RNA, 1515 nt
Organism: Entamoeba histolytica HM-1:IMSS
Lineage: Eukaryota; Evosea; Mastigamoebida; Endamoebidae
Product: RNA recognition motif domain containing protein
Exons: 2
Coding region: 1-1515 (504 amino acids)
Biological process (GO): positive regulation of mRNA splicing, via spliceosome
Cellular component (GO): spliceosomal complex
Molecular function (GO): RNA binding
Source: RefSeq, a predicted model, not a curated record